Uloborus diversus is the source of this 1195-nucleotide messenger RNA. RefSeq lists its product as uncharacterized. The transcript is spliced from 9 exons. Bases 86 to 1162 code for a protein of 358 amino acids. NCBI's taxonomy places the organism in Eukaryota, Metazoa, Arthropoda, Arachnida, Araneae, Uloboridae. Gene Ontology annotation, molecular function: L-allo-threonine aldolase activity. Gene Ontology annotation, cellular component: cytosol. Gene Ontology annotation, biological process: glycine biosynthetic process; L-threonine catabolic process. The record is from RefSeq and is a predicted model, not a curated record.
UCAUCAGCUGAUUUUCACUGUUCCUCCAGCCUCCGUCCUCGAAGGAAGUUCUCGCCGUUCGUUUCUAUUUGUGCAGAAAAAGAAAAUGUUUCGAGAGGUCGAUCUUCGCAGCGACACUGUUACCAAGCCCACGCCGGAAAUGCGACGGGCGAUGGCCGAAGCUGUCGUGGGAGAUGAUGUCUAUGGCGAAGAUCCCACCAUCAAUGAACUUCAACGGCGUGUCGCAGAGCUUCUGGGCAAAGAACAGGCUCUCUUCGUAGCGUCUGGAACUAUGGGAAAUCUUGCAGCUAUAAUGGCACAUUGUUGGACAAGAGGGCAAGAAAUUCUAGUAGGAGAUGAGUCCCAUAUUUUUCUGUAUGAGCAGGGAGGAGUUUCUCAGCUUGGAAAUGUCCACGUCAGCGCUCUUCCUACUCAUGAAGACGGAACGUUCGAUUUGGAUGUCGUUCGAAGAAAAAUUCGACCUCAUGAUCCUUCGAUGCACGAACCCCACACUGGACUGAUCUGUAUCGAGAACACCCACAACAGAUGCGGAGGCCGGGUUCUUUCGCUUGAUUACAUUAAAAAGAUCUGCCACCUGGCUCACAGUCACGAUAUUCCUGUGCAUUUAGAUGGUGCACGGAUCAUCAAUGCUUCUGUUUCCCUGGGAGUUCCCCCAAACGAGAUCGCUCGUGAGUGCGAUUCAGUCUCCAUGUGCUUCUCAAAGGGCAUAGGAGCACCAGUAGGAUCUAUAGUGGCAGGCACCAAGGAAUUCAUUACCAAAGUGCAUCGGUGUCGAAAAGUCCUUGGGGGAGCUUUGAGACAGGCUGGAGUGCUCGCUGCAGCUGCGCUUGUGGGCCUGGAUUCCGCACCAGAUAGAAUGAAAAUCGAUCAUGAAAGAGCUCUCAAGCUUGCAAAGGCAAUUUUCGACCUUAAAAGUCCUUUGGUGACAGUGGAUCCUUCAGUAGUGCAAUCAAAUAUGCUUAUCCUCAACUUCCCGUCUCCGAAUUUCACCUCUCAACACUUUGUGGAAAGAAUGGGCAUGGUCUCAGAUGCAGAUGAAGAAAAAGUUAUUGUCAGAGCUUGUGCUUGGUCUAGAAACAGAGUGCGUCUUGUUCUGCACUCCGACUUAUCACAAGAGGACUUACAUUGUGCUUAUCGAAAGAUUCGAAGCUUAUCUGCAUAAAAAAAAUCCUCUUAAAUAAAAUCGUGAUUUAUA